UUACUAUAAAUUAGGUCCUCCGAACUCAGGUCUUCGCUAGCUAGUCAUCGUGUAUUUCUUUUUCUAUUUUCCGCCAUAAUCACUGUCUCUCAAAUCAAAUCUCUUUGGAUUGGCUUUGGUGGUGGUGGGCUUCACUUGUUCUAUCUUCAUCGGCUUUCAGGGAAGACCAUGGCAUCAGUGAAAAACAAGAAAAAAACUAAUAAUGCUUCUGAAUCUAUCCCAAAAGUGGCGCUCUCUGACAAGAAAACUCCAAAAUCUCUUAAGCCCGAACCUAAGAUUGUGAAGAAAUCUGUAAAUCAGAACUCUGCACUGACGAAGGACACAAAAAUCAAUGCUGCUGAAUCUAUCCCGAAAGUGAUGCUCUCUGACAAGAAAACUCCAAAGUCUCUAAAGCCUGAACGUAAAAUUGUGAAGAAAUCUGCAAAUCAGUACUCUGCACUGACAAAGGAAACAAAAAUUAAUGAUGCUGAAUCUAUCCCAAAAGUGAUACUCUCUGACGAGAAUACUCCAAAGUCUUUGAAGCCCAAACCUAAAAUUGUGAAGAAGCCUGUAAACCAGAACUCUGCACAGACAAAGGAAACAAAAAUUACUUCACAAGUUCAAGCCAGAAACAAGGAUCAAAAGAAAACUACAGGAGGAGGAACACGAGAAAGCUUUGAUAGUGAAAAAGAUGGCAGAAGGAAUAUCAAUUUAGUUCAUGAUAACAGAAAGAAGAAAAUUACCAAUGAAAAGCUUGAAGAAAGAAGCCGGUUGAAUGAAAAGGCUGAUGAAGAUCUUGGUGGAGUUAUUUUCAUGUGUAACUCAAAAACCAAACCUGACUGUUUUCAGUAUCUUGUCAUGGGCGUCCCAACCAACAAGCAGGAGCUUGUGAUGCGCAUCCAACCUGGGCUGAAGCUUUUCCUGUAUGAUUUUGAUCUCAAGCUUUUGUAUGGAAUAUACAAGGCAUCUUCUACUGGUGGCAUGAAACUUGAACCAGCUGCUUUUGGUGGGGCCUUCCCUGUUCAGGUCCGCUUCAAGGUUCACAAGGACUGCCUUCCACUUCCCGAGGAUAUAUUUAGGAAGGCAAUCAAGGAGAACUACAAUGAGAAAACACUCAAGUUUAAGACUGAGUUAACCGUCCAGCAGGUAAAGAAACUGACAGAUCUGUUCCGGCCAGCCCCAUUGUUGCAUUCAAAUGCACAAUCUUCUGUGAAAGAACUGCAGAUUCGUCCCUCACUAGCAGCACCUACAGUGGACGAGGAAGCUCACUUUCAACAAUUUUACAGAAAUCAAACGAACCAGCUUCCUAGGCACCCCAUCUCACCUGGUGGUGAUGUGGCUUCUCCUGAUCCACUUUUUCUCACUGAGAAAGAAUAUCGAAGUUAUGGUCUUCGACGGGAAAGGCAUAUGCUGACAAUUCCUACAGCUCCUAUUUCGUGGACUUUCGAUGCAUACAAAACUGACGGAGAAAAAGAGCAACUUCAGAGGAACCCUGUUUCUGUAAGUGAAGAUGCAAGAAGGAAUGAAGUUGCGCAUCACGAUCCGCUUUUUCAAGAUGCAAGAAGGAAGGAAGUUGCUUAUAAUGAUCCGCUUUUUCUUAGUGAAAAGGAAUAUCGAGCUUAUGGCCUUAGGCGAGAAGCACCUGCUGCAGUGACUCCUCCUCCCAAAGAAACUGCUUCUACUGCUUUAGACAGCUAUCCAAACGAUCCAUAUUAUCCAUAUAACUAUGGCAGUAGCUCAAUGGCAGAUCGGUAUCUUCCGCUGCCAAGGACAGUGACAGCUCCUUCAGAAUCUUAUUAUUCUCUGACAACAGAAGAGCCCCGUGGGAAUGACUUCACAUACAUGGAGAGUGGCACCAGAAGCUACCGAGGAAGAGUGGUUCCCAAUGAUACAGAAAGAUUAUAUUCAUCAUCAUAUGCUGCACAUUCUCUAUCAGACUACAAUCAGAAAUACCAGCACUUGGGGGGUGAACCCGAAUUUACGAAUACAUCAGUUUCAUCUCGAUAUUCCUUUGCAGCCCCUUCUGUGUUGUACCGUUGAGACGAUGUUUGCUUUCAUUCCUUUGUUAUCUGCUUCAUGCAUUUUAAGGUUAUGAUCUUUGAGGUGUAUGGGCUCCACCUGGGAACUUUUAGUGGGUAAAGCCAAGUUUCUGUCAAUGUUGUACAUUAGGUAUUUUUUUCUGGUUCAAUUUGUGUUUUAGUCUGUUUUACCUUUUCUUGGAAUACUUUCUGAGAGUGGGGAAGAAACUCUAGUAAGGAUAAAACUAAAAUGAUGUUUGUAGAUUCUAUUAGAUUUAUCUUAAUCUCACUAGUGAGAUCUGAAUUAGCUGGUGGUGCAAA
Molecule: messenger RNA, 2318 nt
Organism: Camellia sinensis
Lineage: Eukaryota; Viridiplantae; Streptophyta; Magnoliopsida; Ericales; Theaceae
Source: RefSeq, a predicted model, not a curated record